AUGGCGAGAAACCAAGAGUUUCUUGAGCGUCACGCUCAAGAAUCGGGCAUCGCCAAUUUGCGAUGCGGCCGAUUUUUGCACUUGCAUACGGACCCCAACCCCUUCCGCUGCGAGACAGCCGGAGCGAACGAAGUGAACCGCCGAAUGCAAUCGUUCCGAACGCUCCCACCGCUUCCACCCGACUGGCCCCAACGGAUGGUCUUAGGUCCCGACACCCGCCCGGGCCGCUCCUCCCGCCCCCUCGAGGAACCCCGGAAAGUCACCGCCUGGGCCGAUCGGGAGGCCGGAUUUUACGCCGGCGAGGAAGAACGGAAGGAAGACAGGUCGUCAUCUGGCAGGCAAGACCAUGGCGGGGGUGAGCGCCUGCUGCCGCCUGGCGGCGAGACAACUGUACCAAGGGAGGCUGCAGCAUCUCUCCGUGGCAAGGGCCCGGAGCCUCGUUCAUUCCCCAAGGUAACGUUCUCCAGGGCGGUCCUCUGUCCCUGGGUCUCCUGGGAUGUGGAGUGA
Molecule: messenger RNA, 507 nt
Organism: Darwinula stevensoni
Lineage: Eukaryota; Metazoa; Arthropoda; Ostracoda; Podocopida; Darwinulidae
Source: the annotation of a GenBank genome assembly